AUGAGCUGUGUUAAUAUUGAGACCUUAGCUUCUGGUGAGAUUGAUUGUGGUGAAUUAAAGGUAAAGCUUCUCCAGAACAAAGAUACACCAGCCAUCAUGAAUAUCAAUAUAGGAACUACUGUAAGAGGAGCAAUUGAUGAUCUCGAUCUUGUCAUACAGACUCUUGAAGAGUGUGGCUUCUCACAUAAUCGUUUUUAUAUCCACUGUGAUGCAGCCUUGUUUGGUCUUAUGCUGCCAUUUCUAGAUAAAGCGACCCAAGUUACCUUCAAGAAGCCAAUUGGUAGCGUCAGUGUUUCUGGUCACAAAUUUUUAGGAUGCCCCAUGCCUUGCGGUGUUCAAAUAGUAAGAAAAAAGCACAUUAAUGCUCUAUCAAGGAACAUAGAGUAUAUAGCUUCCAAAGAUGCUACAAUUACAGGAAGCAGGAAUGGCCAUACACCUAUUUUCCUGUGGUAUGCCUUAAACCGCAAAGGAUAUCAUGGGCUCCAGAAAGACGUUCAAAUGUGCAUGCGCAACGCCGACUAUCUCAAGGGCCGUCUUAAAGAGUUUGGAGUCAGUGUCAUGCUUAAUAAGCUGAGCAACACUGUGGUGUUUGAGCGUCCCCAAGACGAGGAGUUUAUACGACGUUGGCAGCUGGCUUGUGAAGGAAACAUAGCGCAUGUGAUUGUGAUGCCUCAUGUUACAAUUGAGAAGCUUGAUACUUUCUUAAAUGAGCUAGUUGAGAAACGUUUAACUUGGUUUAAGGAUGGAGGGAACCAACCUCCAUGUGUUGCUUCUGAGCUAGGCAAGGAAAAUUGUGCUUGCCCUCUGCACUAG
Molecule: messenger RNA, 813 nt
Organism: Beta vulgaris subsp. vulgaris (sugar beet)
Lineage: Eukaryota; Viridiplantae; Streptophyta; Magnoliopsida; Caryophyllales; Amaranthaceae
Product: serine decarboxylase
Exons: 3
Coding region: 1-813 (270 amino acids)
Biological process (GO): carboxylic acid metabolic process
Molecular function (GO): pyridoxal phosphate binding; carboxy-lyase activity
Source: RefSeq, a predicted model, not a curated record